GAAGCAAUCAAGCUCCAUAUCCAAUUAUUUAUAGACAGGACAUAGGCCCACAAAGGAGCUGCAUAUGAUUGCCAAGAGCCCAAUCGCCUAGAGAAUCUCAUUGCUCUUUGCAUAGGACACAUCUCCGUGGCUCAUGUUCCUUUCAUACUGACAUGGCAUUUGCAGCUUGUCAAUUUGUUGCAAGGGUUAUUUUUCCCACCACCAAGCUCACGAGGGCCAGGUGCAGUGCAUCACAUUAAUGCAUAUACUAUUAUAUAUAUUAUGCACAAUGCAAAUGCACAUGAUAAUAUUAGUCAACACUGUUGGCAAGGUCACAAGCUUUCCAGUCUACCGCAGGGACUCUGUGGUGAUGAGCUCCAUACUGGUAACUAGACACAACAAAAUCCGAAGCAGCAAUGGCUAUCCAUACACUCAAGGCACCAUCCGCCAUUUUGGAACAUGAAAAUGCCCAGCGCUGCUGCAACAACAAAAAAUGUUGUUGACCUGUUAUCUAUGAGCUCAGCUGAUGGAAGGUCAGGCAGUCACAGACCGCCAGGAAGCAAGAUAAGCAUCUUGACUCUGACCUUCUCUUUCAAUAAUCAGAUUGAGGAGCAUAGAUUGGAAGGUUGCGUCUUGUGCACUUAAACCUCAACAACUGUCACACGCUUGCCCAUAUCC
Messenger RNA from Coccomyxa subellipsoidea C-169, 657 nucleotides. RefSeq lists its product as hypothetical. Lineage: Eukaryota; Viridiplantae; Chlorophyta; Trebouxiophyceae; Coccomyxaceae. The coding region runs from base 281 to 442 and encodes 53 amino acids. The transcript has a single exon. The record is from RefSeq and is a predicted model, not a curated record.